Molecule: messenger RNA, 771 nt
Organism: Adineta steineri
Lineage: Eukaryota; Metazoa; Rotifera; Eurotatoria; Adinetida; Adinetidae
Source: the annotation of a GenBank genome assembly
AUGACGAACUCAACUGAACAUAUCAAAGAAACAUUUACACCAACUUCAGAUCAAAAUAAAAGUAUAUUAGCUCGAAAUUAUCAAACAGAAUUAAUGGAACAAGCAAAAGGAGAGAAUUUAAUUAUAUGUCUUCCAACUGGAAGUGGAAAAACUUAUAUUGCUGUGAUGCUUAUCAAAGAGAUGGCAUCUUCUAUUCGUGAAAGUCUGAAAAAAGGUGGAAAACGAACAAUUUUUCUUGUUCAAACUGUUCAACUUGCUCAACAACAAACGGAUUAUAUUCGAAAACAUACUGGUCUUCUUGUCGAGUCUUAUUAUGGUGAAAAAGGAGUUGAUCUCUGGCAUAAAGAACGAUGGGAUAUAGAAUUUGAAGAUCAUCAAGUAUUAGUAUUUACCGCUCAAGUUUUUCGUAAUCUAGUUGGUCAUGAUUAUUUCUCAUUAAAAUCUGUUAAUUUAAUUAUAUUUGAUGAAUGUCAUCAUGCAUCCGGUGAUAAUCAUUAUGCAGCAUUAAUGAAUAAACAUUAUGAUGACUGUCCUGAUCCUCCACGUGUACUUGGUUUGACAGCAUCGAUUACAAACAAAAAAAUUAAACGUAAAGAUUUAAUGAAGCAUGCGCAAAAUUUGAAGGAAACAUAUCGUGCUGAAAUUGUAACUCGAGAUGAAAGUAUUCAACAUGGUACUUCAGUUAAUGUGGAAACAAUACCAUGUCCAAGUUAUAAAGAUGAAAUAUUAAAGAAGAACGAAAGUUUAAUAAUUCCAUUUGAUGUAAGAUGA